AUGACAGACCUGCUUGAUGUGCUCUCUGGAGCUAGCCGCCUUCGCCUAGGUAUCCCAUGCUCGCUUGCCGACGAAAGUCCUUGUUUUGGUGGCUCACACCGCGUCUUCAAAGUUGUCUUUGAAGACUCCAUACGAUGGGCUGCCCGAGUCAGCGACGAUCUCAGUAAUUGGAAAAACGAACUGCGAGCUGUCAGACAAUUCCAACACAUUAAAAAAGAACGCGUAGAGAUCAAAGCCCCAGACCUCUUCGUUGAAGCAGAGCACCCUGUGCUAUAUUCGGAAUGGAUCAAUGGCAAGCCGCUAGCAAUCUGGAAUUCUCAAAUUCCUUUGCUUAAACGUCAAAGGCUUUUGGAUGAUCUUGCGGAAUUUCUAUUGCAACUAUGGACUACUCCUGUUCCUCCCGCCCUUGCUCGAGAGAAAAGUUGUCUGUACUCUCUUUGGCUCACUGAAAGCCUGGAUCGAGGACUUCGGCGAACUCUCAGAGGUACUGCUAGAUGGGGCAAUGCUAUUGACUAUCUGAUCAUGCGGUCUAUGAUCCCAAAUUAUGCUGCCGAGUUUGAUAAAUACGCUGGCAUCGGUUUUACCCACGGGGAUCUGAACGCGCAUAAUAUCAUGAAAAAUGACGAAUUCUACCUGACAGGGGUCAUUGACUGGGAUUGGAUGUCUGUGGCACCGCUGCCAGCCAUUAUCCACCAUCCUUGGUUCAUAGCCGAUAUUCCUGGAUGGAAUAAUGAUGGUGUAGCAGAGGGUGAAAGCUUCGCUGUGGACCGUCUUUACCUUGAGAACUCAAUCAGGAAGAAAGAGAUUUCGCAGCACCUGCCUCGUACUGUAUCGACGUUGCUGAGUGACUCUGGGAAGAGACUGUUUUUCCAAUCAGCCUUCCACUUCAAAGAUAUUCAUGAGGAGUUCGUCAGGAUGCACUGUCCAUGGACAGAAAAGAACAUCAGGGCUGCAAAGUCACAGUUAGAUACUGUGCUUUGUUUGUAUCCUGAGUUGGGAGGUGAAGAAAGAGUACAGGAAGUCAAAGACCUGCUGCGGAGUAACAGUGAAGAAUAG
This is a messenger RNA of Aspergillus viridinutans, 1056 nucleotides long. Its product is annotated as aminoglycoside phosphotransferase family protein. The record is from RefSeq and is a predicted model, not a curated record. Bases 1 to 1056 code for a protein of 351 amino acids. The transcript has 2 exons. Lineage: Eukaryota; Fungi; Ascomycota; Eurotiomycetes; Eurotiales; Aspergillaceae.